Girardinichthys multiradiatus is the source of this 485-nucleotide messenger RNA. Its product is annotated as protein FAM240B. Bases 152 to 385 code for a protein of 77 amino acids. Lineage: Eukaryota; Metazoa; Chordata; Actinopteri; Cyprinodontiformes; Goodeidae. The transcript has 4 exons. The record is from RefSeq and is a predicted model, not a curated record.
GGGAGGUGGGAGUGGUUGUGGGCUUUGGUGAGGACACACUCAGACGGACCUCAUAGACUGUGAGGGAGGGACAGAGACGCAGCGGAGGCUCUGCCUGAAGUGUUUUGGACGAGUUGGGAAUCAGAGACAGAUCUGCUUAUUUCCUUUACAGAUGAACUUGGCUCUGAUCCAUGACCGUCAGCACAUUAAUUCAUUCUGGGAGAACCGGAUCAACGCUGAUAAUCAGCAUGCUGAGACCGAGGAGCAGAGGAUGAACAAGAGCGCCCUCAGGAAGCUGAGGGGGGAGUGGAUCGUCCGUCUGGAGAACCGAAACAAACACCUGAAGAAGCUCAACGACAGCUUCGUCAGGAAGGUGAAGAUGGAGAAGUCAGCUGACCAGACAUGAACCAAUCAGUGGCCAGAGAGAGCGACUGAACGUUUAAGGGUUUUGCUGUUUAAAGAGAAAUGAAGCGACUGGGAAAUAAAACAUUUUGUUCUGAAAUGAA